Molecule: messenger RNA, 1223 nt
Organism: Uloborus diversus
Lineage: Eukaryota; Metazoa; Arthropoda; Arachnida; Araneae; Uloboridae
Product: nudC domain-containing protein 3-like
Exons: 9
Coding region: 111-1082 (323 amino acids)
Biological process (GO): protein folding
Cellular component (GO): cytoplasm
Source: RefSeq, a predicted model, not a curated record
AGUAAAUAAAAACAAAAUUCCUGAUACUCUACUACUAAAAGAACGCUGUAAAGAAAAAGAAUGAGAACUCCGCUAAAUUUUACGUAUAGUGUAGAUUUUUUAAAAACAUAAUGGCCAGCGAAAAGAAUUACGAUGAACUUUUAUAUCCUCUUUUAUGCAGCGAGGGAAAUAUAGUACACUUUUUUGACAGGAUCUUUGACUUUUUACAUAGAAGGACGGAUUUCUUUAAAAUCAAACGAGAAGAUUCAUCUGUGCUGGGACUGCUUCCUGGGGAAGCAGAGAAAAUAAUUAGAUCUCUGUUCUGCAAAUAUAUGAGUCAAUCUGCAAGUAAUGAGGAUGAAGUAAAUUUGCAAGAAGAUUCUGUUCCUAUAGAUUUUAUUGCGGAAGAAGUAGUAACAACUGCAGAAGAAGAUGAAGAUUCAAACAUGUUGGUGGACCAAAGCUCUGUUUUAGCUGAUGAUAUGAGUCCAAGACUGUCUGGAGGAAAUGAAGGACAUGAUGCUCAAUUAGAACCAGAUGUUAAAUUUAUGGAUCCCGACUCUUAUAAUGGUGCUCGCUAUGAGGAUUACUGUUGGGCUCAGACCAUCAAAGAUAUUGAUUUACGCAUCAAAGUUCCUCCAAGAGUAGCAACUGGAAAACAGGUACAAGUGACUAUCAAGCAAAGUCAUCUGAAAACAGAAAUGUUUGACAGUAAUCAAUGGGUUACUUUGAAAUGUGGGGACUUGCCAUCAAAAAUCAAUGUACAGGAAUCAACGUGGACAUUAAUACCCGGUGAACACAUUCAUAUUUGUCUUCAAAAGUGCCAUGAAAAAUGGUGGGAUGCCUUAUUUGCUGAGGAGCCUAAGAUUGAUUUAAAGACCAUUGAUUCUUCCAUUGCUUUCGAAGACUUGGAUCAGGAAUCUCAGUCCAAAAUUGAAGAACUCAUGUACAAUGAACAUUUGAAACAAUUGGGAAAACCGACCAUUCAACAGAGUAAGGUGCACAACAUUCUGAAAGAAGCUUGGAACUUCGAGGGAUCACCUUUUAAAGGGCAGCCAUUUGAUCCUUCUGUUCUUGAUAUUCAGAAUCUUAGUGAUGUCUGAGGUGCAGAUGAUGCCAGCCAUUUUCAUUCAAAGCAUUUUUCAUUGCAUUCUGAGAUUUUAAACUGCAACUCUUUAAACAUCAUUGAUUUGUACAUUUGUGAAUAAAAUUUUAUAUUGUGUCUGUUUUUGGAAAUUCUGGCC